AUGGAUUAAAUUGAAUUACUAAACCUUUGGAAAAAUAUAAAAAGCAAUCUCUAAAAAAAAUAUGCAAAGAUUAGUGCUGCUUUUGUUGAUAUGGAUUAUAAUAAUUCUUAAAAAAUAGAAAUAGAUGAUCUAAAAUAAGAGUUGUAAUAAAAUCAUGGAAUUUAAUCAGAUGAGUAAUAAAUUUAAAUUAAAGUAGAGUAAUUUAGUAAUUAUUUUAACUUUUGAAUUAAUCUAGAUCAGGUGCUAUUAGUUUAGAAGAAUUUGAGCGAGCUUGGACAUAACUUGAUUAAUAAAUAUAACAGGCUUCAAAUUAGUAAAAAUUUUAAUUCCAAAAAUAAGUUGGAAAAUAAGAUGAUUAAAUUCUUAAUUCUUCUGGAUAAAAAUCAGCAUAAUAAUUUUCAGAAUUAUUUAAAUCAAAUGCCUCAGGUAGUUCUCCAAAAAAAUAUAUCAAUAUUUAAGGGGAUUUCCAAAUUAAUUAAUUCACAUAAAAUUAUUCCCCUCCUAAAUAGCAAUAUAAUCAAUUGAAUUUUUUAGAAACUUUCAUUGGUACAAAGAGAAUAUCACCACCAAAAACAUCAUUUUUAUUGAAAAGUAAAUUGGAUGUUCAAUAAGACAAAUUAAGAAACUUACAAAAGAGAAUAACCACCCUAUUUAAUACAAAAUCAUAUCAAAGAAAUUCAAGUCCAAAAUUAAGAAAAGAUUUUGAUAGUUAUUUGAAUACAUUAAAAUUGGGAAAACCAAAUACUCAAAGAAGACAGUAAUCAAAUCCUUAGAUAUUAUUUGAUUAUCAAUAAAUUUAUGGUUAACGUAGAUCAUAAAGAAGCUAUGAGUAAAGAUGGUCUUAUAAUAAUAGAAAGAAUACUUCAUAAUCAAAUAGGUCUUUAGAUAGAAUAUCCUUACAAUAAUAUGCAUAUUAGUAUUAGGAUAGAAAAUAUGCUAAUAAAUAAUUAGCAUAAUUUACAUCUAAUAAGCAAAAAGGAUUAUAAACAAAAACAACAUUUUGGUUCAGAUUAUGA
This is a messenger RNA of Paramecium sonneborni, 1016 nucleotides long. The record is from the annotation of a GenBank genome assembly. Lineage: Eukaryota; Ciliophora; Oligohymenophorea; Peniculida; Parameciidae.